Molecule: messenger RNA, 1905 nt
Organism: Closterium sp. NIES-65
Lineage: Eukaryota; Viridiplantae; Streptophyta; Zygnematophyceae; Desmidiales; Closteriaceae
Source: the annotation of a GenBank genome assembly
AUGACCAAAGCCCCUUUUCCUACAGGAAAUGAGAAGCGGUCAAGUCGCCCUUUGGAGCUCGUGCACAGCGACAUCAUGGACCUGGGUGACGCCCACCCCUCACUUCGCUACGUCCUGACGCUCAAGGAUGACUUUACCAACUACUUGUGGGUAGCGCCGCUAGUUCGCCGAUCUGACAUGCAAGCUGUCUUCACGGCAUGGCACCGCGAAAUGAAGACUAAGCUGCCUACAAAGCCGCUGGCUACCCUGCGCACGGACAACGGGGGGGAGUAUACAGCAAACGCCUUCACAGAAUAUUUGAGUUCCCACGGCGUCAUCCACGAAACGUCGUUACCGCACACCCCUCAGCAGAAUGGAGUCGCGGAACGGGUUAACCGCACACUCAUGGACAAAGUGCGGACCAUGACUACCGGGGCCAGCCUCUCCUCCACCUUCUGGCCGUACGCGCUUGAGUACGCUACAUGGUUACACAACCGCAUCAGCUGCAGCAGCAACCCAUCUGCGCACUCACCGUACUAUAUGAUGACGGGGAAACCUGCGGACGUGUCCAUGGCACGAACCUUUGGCUGCCUCUGCUAUUACCUUCCUCCACAAGGCAGCUUUGGCAAGUUUGAGCAGAGAGGCCGAGCUGGCAUGUUCCUCGGCAUCUCCAACGUUCGGAAAGCGUGGAUCGUGCGGGACAUGGCAAGUGACGUGGACACGGACACUCGGUCUGCUCGCUUCUUUGAUGACCUCAUGUUGCCGGACGCAGACUCUCUCCUCGAACGAGUACUGCUGGAGCUGGAAAUGAUGCAGUCGGAGUCUGAUCCAUCACUGUUCAUCUGGAGGAGGGCUGGAAAAGAUACGGUGUGGCUGCUCACUUACGUGGAUGACAUCCUCAUUCAGUCUAAUGAUGAGGAAGGCAUCCAAGCAGUCAUUCAACACUUGAAGGACAACUUCACCUUGACCGUCAACUCGACCAUGACACAAUUUCUGGGUUUGAAUGUUACUACUUCCCGCAACACCAUAUCAUUGGGACUCACCAAGUACAUCAAACAAGCGUUGGCAAACUAUGGGAUGGAGGAGUGCCGCUCUGGAGUACGAACGCCGAUUUCCAAGGAACCUGGACCUCAGGGGGAGUCACCUGAAGAGGUGGACAAUCAGCGGGUGAUGCAGCAGGUUGGGGCGCUGCUAUAUGUCUCUACAGCAGGAAGGCCAGACAUCACCUUUGCCACGCAUGUGCUCGCCAGACAGGCCAGCAAGCCAACGGCAACAACUGUGCUCGGAAUUCGGCGUGUGUUCAAGUAUCUGCAGAAUACGGCUGAGAUUGGAUUGGUUUAUGGAGAAGGAGACUUGGUGCUUCGUGGAUACACAGACUCUGACUAUGCAAAUGAGGUUGGAUGUCACUCGGUGGGCGGCUAUGUGUUUACGCUGGGGGGAGCUGCUGUCAGCUGGAGGACGAAACGGCAAACGGUCAUCGCUACCUCCACAACAGAAGCUGAGUACAUCGCCAUGUUUGAAGGAGCAAGGGAAGCAGCUCACCUGCGGCGACUGUGUGCCGACCUUGGCUUUCCACAGAGAGAACCCACAGUUCUUUAUGUGGAUAACCAGAGUGCGAUUGCCCUUGGAAAAGGGGAACAAAUGAGUCAGCGCACCAAGCACAUGGAGGUGCGUUACCACUGGACCCGUAAAGCAGUGCGUGAUGGCGUGGUAUGGUUGGAGUACUGUCCAACAACCAAGCAAGCAGCCGAUUACCUUACCAAACCGGUCACCUCCAAGCAGCAUCUCACCUGCAGUGUUCUGAGUGGGCUUCAACCAAUUCCCCCUGGUGUACCAUCUGGAGACAUUCGCCAUGUCAAGAAUGCUGAUGUUGUGCUCACUUGUGCGGCCUCUUCAAGCGGUGCUGCACCACAUGGCGUCACCUAA